AUGGCAGGGGACGGGGAGCUCAACCGCAUCAUCAAGGACCUGCAGAGUAAGUGUGCCAGCCUGUCCUCUGCCAGCUCCCCUGCAUCCCCCUGGCCACGCCAGCUCCCUCCUUGCACCCAGCCUGCAGGCAGCCGGGAGGAGACCGUGGCCGAGCUGAACCACAGCUACCGGGAGCAGAACCUGCCGGUGACAGAUGGGAGCCGGGAGCUGCACAGCCUCUGUGCCCAGCUGGAGUUCCUUCUCCAGUUCGACCUCAAGGAGAAGAGGAGCUUCUUUGGGCAGCGCAAGGACUAUUGGGACUUCUUGUGCCAGGGCCUGGCACGGCGCCGUCAGGAGCAUGAGGGUGUUCGCUUUGUCACAUCCCUGGACAAGCUGAAGACCCCUGUGGGCAGGGGCCGAGCCUUCCUGCGGUACUGCCUGGUGCACCGGCAGCUGGCAGAGUCCCUGCAGCUCUGCCUCCUCGACCCUGAGAGCCUCCGUGAGUGGUACUACGCCCGCAGCCCCUUCCUGAGCCCCCAGCGCCGGGCCGAGAUCCUGGGCAGCCUCUACGAGCUGGAUGGUGUCACCUUCCGCCUAGCUCUGUGCAGGGCUGACCUGGACACCGCCUGGCCCAUGUUCUCUGAGACACUGAUACGGCCCAGCCCAGUGACCAGAAGCAGCUCAGCAAUGAAGGCCCAGCAGACAGAUGAUAAUGGCACCAGGGAGCAUGGAUGGCCCGAUGGCAUUGCCCAUCCCACCAUGGCACCCCAUGGGGUGCCAGGCCAUCCAUGCCCACCCACCUUGACUGCCCUGCAGGCAGGAGGUGUAGAGGUGGACAAUCUAGAGGUGAAUGACAUGGAAGAAGAAGAUGAAGAGGGGGUGGAGAAGGAUGAGGAGGAGGAGGAUGAGGAGGAGGUGGAGGAUGUGGAGGUGGAUGUGGAUGACGAUGUGGAGGAGCACAUGGAGGAGGAAGAUGUGGAAGAGGAGGUUGAAGAGGAGUUGGAGGAGCAUGAAAAGAAGAUGAAGGAUGUGAAUGUAGAGGACCUGGAGAACACACAUGGGGCUAGCAAAGCACUUCAGCCCAAUGGUGAUGGGGAGCCUGGCACAUCCCCACCACCCAGAAUGGGAUGCAUGCCAGGCUCCCUGCCACCAGUGCCCAGACAGCUGGAUGAGACAGAGGCAUCCCUGCGGGCACUGGUGUCCCAGCUGCAGACCGAGCUGGGGCAGCAGGAGGUGGCAUCACGGGUGCUGGUGGCCCGGCUGGCACGGGAGGAGCAGCGGCACCGGCUGCAGGAGGAAAGCAGUGCCCAGCAGGCCCAGCUGCAGGCACAUGAGGCUGAGGCACUGCGGGAGACCAACAUCUUCCUCGGGCAGGCACUGGAAGCAGCGGUGGCAGCAGGGGGCCCAGAUGAGCUGGCGCGGGUGCAGGAGGAGGCACAGGGCUGGCGGGUGGCCGCAGAGGAGCGGGGUGCCCAGCUUGCUGCAGCGCUGGCAGAGGCGGCAGUGCUGGCCUCACACCUGAAGGACUGCCAGGCGGCACUGGCAGCAGUGGGACGGACAGACACACUGAAGGAUGGUGGUGCCACAAAUGAGGUGGCCACCAUAGAGGAGGUGCUGCGGCAGGCACUGGAGCUCGCCCACAGUCACCAGGAGCCCCUGCUGGACUACCAGGCAGAGGGGGAGACCAGCACAGCUGCUGGCAUGGCCAUGCGCUUGGCCACCCUGGCCGCUGCAGCGCGGGAGGAGGCCUGGCAGAGCCGGCAGCAGCUCCAGGCUCAGCGGCAGGAGGUGAUGCGGCUUCAGGAACAGCUCAGCAGGGCCCAGCAGGACGGGGAGCGCUGGGCAUUGGCACUGCAGCGGGCACAGCGGGAAGCUCUGGAGCGGGAGGCCAUGCGUGGCACCGAGCAGGCACGGCAGCAGGAGCUCAUCCGCGACAUGAAGGGGCGGCUGCUGGAGCUGCUGCGGGAGAAGGAUGCCUUGUGGCAGAAGACAGAGGGCAUUGACAACCCGAUGCCCAGCCCGGCGCCCCGUGAUGUAGGGCUCUGUGCCCGCUGCCACAAGGAUUUCCGCCUCCUCUCCCGACGGUACAACUGCAGGCUGUGCCAGGGCAAGGUGUGCCAUGCGUGCUCUGUGGAUGUGGGCAAGCAGGGACGCUGCUGUCUGCUUUGCUAUCAGCAAAGGCACCCACAGACUACAUGAGCCAGGACCACAGCCCGCAAACUGUCGUGCCCUGGCUGCCUCCUCUUGGACUUAUCAGGGACCCAGGCGUCU
Messenger RNA from Athene cunicularia (burrowing owl), 2250 nucleotides. RefSeq names its product RUN and FYVE domain containing 4 (gene RUFY4). Gene Ontology annotation, cellular component: autophagosome; lysosome; late endosome. The record is from RefSeq and is a predicted model, not a curated record. Gene Ontology annotation, biological process: plus-end-directed vesicle transport along microtubule; positive regulation of autophagosome maturation. Lineage: Eukaryota; Metazoa; Chordata; Aves; Strigiformes; Strigidae.